This is a messenger RNA of Asterias rubens (European starfish), 939 nucleotides long. Its product is annotated as late histone H2B.L4-like. The coding region runs from base 130 to 525 and encodes 131 amino acids. Gene Ontology annotation, molecular function: protein heterodimerization activity; DNA binding; structural constituent of chromatin. Lineage: Eukaryota; Metazoa; Echinodermata; Asteroidea; Forcipulatida; Asteriidae. Gene Ontology annotation, cellular component: nucleosome. The transcript has 3 exons. The record is from RefSeq and is a predicted model, not a curated record.
GCCUUGCUCACUCGUCAUUCCGUGUCUGCUUUGCCUGCUGCUUACAUCUACCACUGACACUUUGCUGUGUGUGCCAAAACAAGAUUGUUUCUACUAUUCGUAUUUUUCUGCAAGUCUACUGUGUCCAUCAUGACUAAAGCAUCCAACCGAAGCGUUCCUGGGGGCGAGAAGAAAGCCAUUAAAGCCAAAGCGCCUUCUGCAACCAUGGGUGGAGACAAGAAGAUGAAGCGCAAGAAGAAGCGAAAGGAGAGCUACAACAUCUACAUCUACAAAGUCUUGAAGCAGGUCCACCCUGAUACCGGCAUCUCCAGCCGUGCCAUCAGCAUCAUGAACAGCUUCGUCAACGAUGUGUUUGAGCGAAUUGCCGGGGAGGCCUCCCGCCUCGCCCACUACAACAAACGGUCCACCAUCACCAGCCGUGAAGUCCAGACCGCAGUCCGUCUCCUCCUGCCCGGUGAGCUGGCCAAGCACGCCGUGAGUGAGGGCACCAAGGCCGUCACAAAGUACACCACUACCUCAAGAUAGAUUCCGACCGAUGCCAAAAUAAUAAUAGACGGACUUUUUCAGAAACAAAUUGAAUAGAAAGAUACAAUAUUUAUCGUCAACGCAUCGCGUCUAUUGGUAGUUGAGUGGAAAGAUGAUUUUUGUAAAUAAAUAGUUGUAAAUUUAUGUUUGUUAUAUGUACUAUUCUUCUUUUUUAAUGGUUUAGAAAUAAAAAUUAUCAAUGAAAAUUAAUAUCCUGGUUUGGAGAGUACUUUUGUUUUUCAGUGUUGUUGACUUAGUAAUAAAACUGGUUUGUUUGUUUGGUUGGUCGGUUUCUCAAAGAAUACUUGCCUUUAUUGUGAACGUUUUUCACUUUUACCAAAAUAAAGCUUCCAAUAUUUAUCAGAAAAGAUUGGAGUGGGAAACAAAAACAACCAUAAGUUAAUUAAAUAUAAC